Molecule: messenger RNA, 2318 nt
Organism: Sodiomyces alkalinus F11
Lineage: Eukaryota; Fungi; Ascomycota; Sordariomycetes; Glomerellales; Plectosphaerellaceae
Product: origin recognition complex subunit Orc5
Exons: 3
Coding region: 401-2023 (540 amino acids)
Biological process (GO): DNA replication initiation; DNA replication
Cellular component (GO): nuclear origin of replication recognition complex; nucleus
Molecular function (GO): DNA replication origin binding
Source: RefSeq, a predicted model, not a curated record
GCUUACCAUUGACGGCUGACGCUCGCCUCCAAAUAUCGCGUAGUCAAAAUAAGAGGGGAAAAAGCCAACUGAUAGGGUCUGUGCUGGCAGUCUUCUGGGUACCUGUUCACGUUUCGCGUCCAUGUCAUGUGACUACGCGUCAACGGCGCGAAUUUAUGUUUCACGUAGUUGCAGACAACACCGAAAAUAUUCCACCUUCAAUAUUAAUAACCUACCUACCCCCCAUACCUCUUCGUACGUCAUUCCAACAAAGAUAGUCAUCAACACCUGCUUCUGCUUCAAGGACCGAAGAACCACACGGUCUCCUUCACUGUUCUCUUCUGACCUCCUCGUAUUCGCUCGUUCUUCCUUCAUCCUGGUCCCUAUGAGGCAGUAGGGCCAGCGCAACAACUUCAUCACCAUGCACCCCGUCUUUCAACUCCCCGAGGAAAUCUUGAUUUCAACCUUGAACCAAAAGUUUCCGUGCCGCGAACCCCAGAUUAGGUCGCUGGCAACUCUUCUCCACCCUCACGCCGCCCCCUGUCGCAACCUCGUCCUCUACGGCACCGAAGCCACCGGCAAGUCGAGUAUAGUCGAGGCCGUCCUGCAAGGCCUUCACAUAUCACCAUCUGUGUCUGUCAAUGAUCACGAUGGCGAGGUCCCUGCCGACCACUCGUCUCUCCUCUCCUAUGCCAUCCUCAACUCCGUACAAUGCAUAACCGCCAGGCAUCUCUUCGAAAGAACCCUCAGCGCUGUGGCCGAUGCCCUUGAUUAUACCUCUCGCGCGAAGAAAUGCGAGUCCAUGUCGCAGCUCACCGUCGAGCUGUCCAGGAUGCUCAAAGACCACCCUCGGUCCGAUAGCUUUCGAUUCGUCCUCGUCUUCGACUCGAUUGAUCGUCAACGCGACGUCCCUGCCACUCUUCUUCCCGCCUUGGCCCGCCUGCCGGAAAUCAUCCCACGCCUAACCUGCGUCUUCAUCCUCACCCAUCCUCCCGCUGGCUUUCUGAGGGCCUCACUUGUGGUGCCUUCGAUUCACUUCCCCAACUACACCAAAUCCGACUUUACCAAAAUUCUCUCCUCUACGCCGCCUGCCACGCUUCCAAAUAUGACAGACGAUGACAUACACUUUCUAUGGCCGCGAUUCUGCAACGCCGUCCACGAUGCCGUUACCGCUUCCGCUUCCCGGACUCUCCCUUCGUUCCGUCGCGCCUGCGAGGCCCUCUGGCCGCGCUUUACAGCUCCCAUUGUCGCCGGCACCCACGGCCCCCGCGAAUUCUCCAAGCUGGUCAUUGUCGCCCGCCACCACUUCCAAGACGAAGCCCUACUGAACCCGAGCAUUAUUUCCGUCGUUGCCACGAACAAUACCAACGACGAUGUCGACAACAAUGCCACUCCCGGUACCAACGCAGCCCCGACCAAGGGGCACGGCACACCCGCGAAGCGCACCUCCGUCGCCGCCACGCGCUCACAGCAACCCGCACAAGCACAAGCACAAGCACAAGCACAAGCACAAGCACAAGCACAGGCAGGAACUCCAGACAUAGCCAACCUCCUCCCCACCACAGCCCGCCUCCUCCUCCUCGCCGCCUACCUCGCCUCCCACAACGCGUCGCGCCACGACCUGACCCUCUUCUCCACCUACCAGCACGGCCGCCGCCGCCGACGCGGAGGAGGAGGCGUCGGCUACGCGGCGGCCACGCGGCGCACCAAGCACCGCAAGAUCGCCCGGAAGCUCCUCGGCGCCCACGCCUUCGUGCUGGAGCGCAUGAUGGCCAUCUUCGCCGCCGUGCGCACCGAGUGGAUCGCCGGCGGCGGGAGCGGGAGCGGGAGCGGCAUGAACAUGAGCAUCGGCGCCGCCGGGCUGGACGGCGAUGUGGGCGCCGCUAUCGCCACGUUGGCCAGCCUGCGGCUCCUCGCGCGUGUGGGCGCCGCGGCGGACGUUAUGGAUCGUGGUGGGAAGUGGAGGGUCAAUGUCGGCUGGGAGGUCAUACGCGGGGUGGGGCGGAGCAUUGGCGUGGAAAUCGAGGAUUGGCUUAUUGACUGAACGGAGAGCUUUUUCUUCUUCUUCUCUUUCAUCUGGAACUCAUUGUGAUGGAUUUUGGGUGGGAAGACCUGGGAAGACCUGCACGAGUCAAGCGGCAUGGGCAUGGAAAUACAACAGUCCAGACAUUCAAGAUUUCUUCUAUACAGAUGCACACGUCUAUCUACCUUGGCUAUAUAAGCGUCCACUUCCACCAUAGCGCGUCUUGCGCGAUGAGAAUAACAGAGAGGCAAUAGAGUCAUUCACCGGCUCAACCGGCAUUAGCAGAACCUCUCGUCAUUUGCAUCUUCCGUUGCGC